This is a messenger RNA of Callithrix jacchus (white-tufted-ear marmoset), 6003 nucleotides long. RefSeq names its product zinc finger protein 131 (gene ZBTB35). Gene Ontology annotation, cellular component: nucleus. The record is from RefSeq and is a predicted model, not a curated record. Gene Ontology annotation, biological process: regulation of transcription by RNA polymerase II. Gene Ontology annotation, molecular function: protein binding; DNA-binding transcription factor activity, RNA polymerase II-specific; RNA polymerase II cis-regulatory region sequence-specific DNA binding. NCBI's taxonomy places the organism in Eukaryota, Metazoa, Chordata, Mammalia, Primates, Cebidae.
ACACAGAGCAAUUGCAAACAGUGUCGAACGGUGCCAUACUACCAUUCUAUUUGUUAGCACUAAACCCGUGCCUCUCUUGUGCGCCUAUCCAAAGUUUCCUUGGAUUUAGGAGAAACAGCUAUAGGGAAACCGGCAUUUGCGACACCAAAAUUUCCUGUAGCUUACAUACCCAAACUUCUAUAUGAGUGAAAAAUCACCACCAUAGCCAGAGCGAGACUACUGUGAAAUCUAAUUUGAUAUGACUAAAAGAUUCCAGACACUACUAAAUUGUUUAAUUGCAUUUUGCAGUACCCAGAUUAAUACAGGAGUUAUAAAACGCACGCAUGGCUAUAAAGGGGGUUCCUAUUAUGAAACAGGAACUUGCUACUAAAAAGUUAUGUAGGCACGGUUAAAGCCAGAAUUGUUACGACUAGAAAUCGCAAACUGGAAUAAAUCUCAACUUGCUACGGUAAGAAAUAACUAAACUCUGACUUGGUGGGACUAAGAAAUCAGGAAUUUGAGACCAGCCCAGGCAACAUGGCGAAACCCAAUCUCCACAAAAAAAUACAAAAAAAUUAGCCGUGCGUGGUGGUGCGUGCCUGUGGUCCCAGCUACUCCAGAGGCUGGGGUGGGAGGAUCGCUUCAGCCCAGGAGGUAGAGGUCGCGGCACUGCACUCCAGCCUGGGCGACAGAGCCGGACCCUUAUCAAGACAGAAAGAGACAGAAAAGAAAGAGAACCAAAGAAGAGAAAUCACCAUCGCACAGUUAAGUCUCCCUUGCUACACAGCUAAAUAGUGACUUCCUAGGGCUAAGAAAUCGCAGCCAAGACUAGACCGGGGUUUGUCCUAAAUCGGGACUUGCCUGGGCUGAGAAAAUCACAUUUUGGCUAUUGACUUGGACAAGAGGUAGAAAUCACAGGCACUGAGUAAUCGAAACUUGCUAGGACCAAGAAGCCAACGACGCGAGAAACUGCAGGGGCCUGCGACAGAGGCGCGAGCGGUGUGGCCACAGAACUGGGUUCUGGAGGCCGAGCCGGAGCCCGUGAGGCGGCGCUGGUGGCUCUGGGAAGAGACGACGCCCAGGCAGCUCCCCGCCAACGACUCCAAGGAUUAGCGGGUUUGCCAGCCUCCGCGCAACUGGCAGCGACUCCAAAUCCCUCAGAUCGGCGACCUGAGAGCUGCCACCACCGAGAAAAUGGAGGCAACAAACUGCCGCGACCAAAGAACUCGACUCGGCGAAAUAGCAGUGCCCGGAGCCUGCGAGUGACGCCAGCCGGAGGGGUUGCCAAGGACAAUAUCCGUUUUGGCGCUACUAACGGUGCUGUCGCGGAGAAAAUGUCGACCCUCGGAAAAGAGGUUCUGGGACCGAGAAAUUCGGUGCAACAAGUGCUGUGACAGAAAACCCCACCGCUGGCGCUGCUGGCGAAAAAGCGAAUGAAACGCCGGGUGCUGCGACUGUGAUACUGACUUUAGGACACGGUCCUCGGAUGGUGAAAGGGACUGUCAGGAGCCACCACGUAAUCUCCUACUGUGUUCAAAUAGCGAAAGUGCUAACGAGAAAUUGCCGGAUGAGUUUACCUAUGGGUGCUUCGCGCGGGACCCGCAGAUUCGACAAACCAGAGGACUGGGACCUAGUACACUUCGACAAGUGGGAAAUGGCUUACCAGCACAAAUAUUGCUUCUGGCUCGAUGGUGCUGUCCAUGAACAUCCGCUGGCUCUAAGAAACGAGCUGCAGUGUCAGUUAGAAACCAUGGGCACUGAGAAACGAGCGGGCUGCAACCGAUCAACUGCCCACCCAGUGCCACUACGUUAAAGUACUGCGGGCAAUACUCCCAUCCUCCGUCCUCAGAUGAAUCCCCUCCCGCUUAAGGAGAGCUUUAUUUUUCAAGGCCGGGUGCCUGGGCUCACGCCUAUAAUUCCAGCACUUUGGGAGGCCGAGGCGGCUGGAUCACGAGGUCAGGAGUUCAAGACCAGCCUAGCCAAGAUGGCGAAACCCCGUCUCUACUAAAAAUACAAAAAUUAGCAGGGCGCGGUGGCAGGUGCCUGUAAUCCCAGCUACUCGGGAGGCUGGGGCAGGAGAAUCGCUUGAAUUCGGGGGCGGGGCUGGGGGGGCGGGGCUGAGGUUGCAGUGAGCCGAGAUGGUGCCACUGCACUCCAUCCUGGGCGACAGAGUGAGACUCAGCCUCGAAAAUAGAAAGAAAAAAAAAGAAGGCCUUUAUUUUUCAUAGCGAAUUCGGGAUCCCUGAUUACCCAGCGUCCCAGCAACCGACCCCUUGCGAUGUGCAUGGGAAAAGGAGGGAGUGUAGGGACUGAGACCCAGGCGGAUUAGACAGGGAUGGGAACAAAGUAAAAGCCAUUCGAGUCCCCAACCGUUUCCCACUGCAAAGAACAGACCUUCCAGUGGCUGGGCUCGACCCUUUUCCUGGUCAGAGCCCUCAAGGCUCCUAAGGACGAAGCUGACAUCUCAUCUCUUUGGAACUUGAAGCUCUCAGUCCAAGACCUCCGUGGAGAGUGAAAGACACAGUGCCGCCAGACACAGUGCUGCCCAACCCAGGCUUUAGGCCUGCCCUGGCAACCAGAGGAAGCAUGAAACUGCCAUUAAGCAAAAGGAAAACAUCACUUUCCGGAACCUUUCUGGUUUCUCUAAAAAUCUACACUUUUGGAAGUGAUCCCCCAGAGAGACCUCCAGACUCUACCAUGAAUGUCUCCAGCUGUAUUCAUCAUGUCUAAGCCUCACCCUAGCUUAUCCUGUUCAAAUCAUUUCCACCUUUUUCUGGGUGAACAUGGGUGGAUGUCAGACCAGAGGAGAGCACAGAAUGCACUAGACAGGUGGGGGACAGAGGCUGGCUCUGUCGCCCAGGCUGGAGCGCAAGGGCGCGAUCUCGGCUCACUACAACGUUCGCCUCCCGGAUUCAAGCGAUUCUCCUGCCUCAGCCUCCCUAGUAGCUGGGAUUACAGAGCAACCCGACGGCCAUGGAGGCUGAAGAGACGAUGGAAUGCCUUCAGGAGUUCCCUGAACAUCAUAAAAUGAUCCUCGACCGAUUGAAUGAACAGCGAGAGCAGGACCGGUUUACUGACAUCACCCUGAUUGUCGACGGACACCAUUUUAAAGCUCACAAGGCUGUUUUGGCUGCUUGCAGUAAGUUUUUCUACAAAUUCUUUCAGGAGUUUACCCAAGAACCUUUGGUGGAGAUAGAAGGUGUUAGUAAAAUGGCCUUUCGCCAUUUAAUUGAGUUCACAUAUACAGCAAAAUUAAUGAUACAAGGAGAAGAAGAAGCCAAUGACGUAUGGAAAGCAGCAGAGUUUCUACAAAUGCUAGAAGCUAUCAAAGCCCUUGAAGUCAGGAACAAAGAAAACUCAGCUCCAUUAGAGGAAAAUACCACGGGAAAAAGUGAGGCCAAAAAAAGGAAGAUUGCAGAAACUUCAAAUGUUAUCACUGAGUCAUUGCCAUCUGCAGAAUCAGAACCUGUUGAAAUUGAGGUAGAGAUUGCUGAAGGCACAAUUGAAGUGGAAGAUGAAGGCGUUGAAACAUUAGAGGAAGUGGCUUCUGCCAAGCAGUCCAUAAAGUACAUCCAGAGCACAGGUUCCUCUGAUGAUUCUGCUCUAGCACUGUUGGCAGAUAUUACCAGCAAGUACCGUCAAGGUGACAGAAAAGGGCAGAUUAAAGAAGAUGACUGUGCAUCUGACCCCACAAGCAAACAGGUAGAAGGUAUUGAAAUUGUGGAACUUCAGCUGUCACAUGUGAAGGACUUGUUCCAUUGUGAGAAAUGUAACCGUUCAUUUAAAUUGUUUUACCAUUUUAAGGAACACAUGAAAUCACACUCCACUGAGAGUUUCAAGUGUGAAAUAUGCAAUAAAAGGUAUCUUCGAGAGAGCGCAUGGAAACAGCACCUAAAUUGUUACCACCUUGAGGAAGGUGGAGUCAGUAAGAAGCAAAGAACUGGGAAAAAAAUUCACGUAUGUCAGUACUGUGAGAAGCAGUUUGACCAUUUUGGACAUUUUAAAGAACAUCUUCGAAAACAUACAGGUGAGAAACCUUUUGAAUGUCCAAAUUGUCAUGAACGAUUUGCUAGAAAUAGCACCCUCAAAUGUCACCUCACUGCAUGCCAAACUGGAGUAGGGGCAAAAAAAGGAAGGAAGAAGCUCUACGAAUGCCAGGUCUGCAACAGUGUGUUUAACAGCUGGGACCAGUUCAAAGAUCACUUGGUAAUACACACUGGAGAUAAACCCAACCAUUGUACUUUAUGUGAUUUGUGGUUUAUGCAAGGAAAUGAAUUAAGGAGGCAUCUCAGUGAUGCUCACAAUAUUUCAGAGCGUCUAGUAACAGAAGAAUUUCUUUCAGUAGAAACACGUGUGCAAACUGAACCUGUAACAUCAAUGACUAUUAUAGAACAAGUUGGGAAGGUGCAUGUGCUACCAUUGCUUCAGGUCCAGGUGGAUUCAGCACAAGUAACUGUGGAACAAGUCCAUCCAGAUCUGCUCCAGGACAACCAAGUGCACGAUUCACACAUAAGUGAGCUUCCAGAGCAGGUCCAAGUGAGUUAUCUAGAAGUGGGUCGAAUUCAGACUGAAGAAGGUACUGAAGUACAUGUAGAGGAGCUGCAUGUUGAACGGGUAAAUCAGAUGCCAGUGGAAGUACAAACUGAACUUCUAGAAGCAGACUUGGACCAUGUGACCCCAGAAAUCAUGAACCAAGAGGAGAGAGAGCCUAGCCAAGCAGAUGGUGCUGAGGCUGCCAGGGAAGAUCAUGAAGAUGCUGAGGAUUUAGAGACCAAGCCAACAGUGGAUUCUGAACCUGAAAAGGAAGAGAAUGAGGACAGAACAGCUAUGCCAGUUUUAGAAUGAAACUACACAUGAAUAUAUUUUUAAAUUUACUUGUUGGGGUUUUGAACUGAUUAUGGGCAGUAUGACUGUCCUUAAGCUAACAGACAAGUGGACCAAAGUUAAGCUGUUUUCCUGUUGUGCUGAACUGUUUCUGUUGAAACAAAUUUGAUUCCUCUCACCCCACUUAAUGCCACAGAGGAGGGAUCUUUUCUGUAACUGAAGGGGAGUUUUGAGAAGUGUAUUUCUGGAAGCUUAAAUGGAUUAUAUUCUUACCAUAUAGUUGGGUACGAAUGUAUCUAUUUUCAUUGUGGUAAAAGUUCUUCCUUUUCUCUUUCCCAGGUCAUGUUCUUCUCAAAUUUUUUCCAUAUUGUAAAAUCAAACUUAAUCAUUAGAAUACAAGUUUAUGUAUUCUAAUGCAUGUUAGAAAAUUGAAUAUAUAGGAGACACAAGGCUGCAUGAUGAAAAGUGCAUUGUUACUGUGCAGUUAAAUUUUGGCUUCUGGCUUUCUUUAGUUUGAACAAACGUUCUUGUCUACCCUAGUAGUCACAGAUGCCAUCACUGCAGCAGAAAGAGUGGUGGUGGUGGCAAAAUUUCUAGAAUGUUAAAAAAAAAAAACACACACACACCCAUGUGCCUUCUCAAAACCAACUAAACUUCUACAAAGCAUCUCUGGUUCUUUCAAAGUUUGUGUUGCAAGGAGCAAUGUAGAUGAUGCUGUAAUACUUUAUGUUUUUGCUUAUAAGAACAACCACCAGUUCUUUUUCAUUUAAGUUGAGAAAUUUUAUUUAAUGGCCACUGAAGGCCCAUUUUCAAUUGGGAAAAUUUAUUUACAUCUGUGGUAAACUUUAUUUUGAUGAAAAGUUGCACUAGUAUUUUACCACCAGAUGAAAAAAAGAUGUGCAUCAUUUAAAAAUUAAUGUAUUUAAAAUAAAGUACAGAGAAAGACAUGUAUAUAAUUAUCAGGCUUUGUUUUGAAUGGAAUCUUUUCCCCCGAUCCUUAAUGUAAAGAUCUUGUGCUAUAACUUUUAAAGCCAUACAAAUAAGAGUGCUAAACUGUGGACUUAAAAAGUAGGUGUGUAAAUAUUUUUAAUCAGUAUUACUUGGAAAAUAAAAUAAACACAUAAACCAAUAUGCUAUUUUCUUUACCUGUUAAAUAUUGGGAGUUCUUUACAUUUUUUAAGUAAACUUUAAAAUUAUGUG